This is a messenger RNA of Nestor notabilis (Kea), 1920 nucleotides long. RefSeq names its product centrosomal protein of 162 kDa-like. Gene Ontology annotation, cellular component: centriole; axonemal microtubule; centrosome. Gene Ontology annotation, biological process: cilium assembly. Lineage: Eukaryota; Metazoa; Chordata; Aves; Psittaciformes; Psittacidae. The annotation marks the transcript as partial. The record is from RefSeq and is a predicted model, not a curated record. The transcript has 9 exons.
AAGGAAGAAACUAAAUUACAAGGAGAGAUAAGAAGUCUCAAACAAGAUAAGCAAGCUCUUGAGGUAGACUUGGGACAAGCAAAGAAGGAGAGAGAUUUAGCAAAAGCCCAGAUUGCAUCCAUAUCAGGUGAGAAGUCUUAUGAAUUUAAAGUUAAGGAAGAAUCAUACAAACAGGAAAUUACUCAUUUAAAAAGAAAACUUCAGUGGUACGCAGAAAAUCAAGAUCUUCUGGAUAAAGAUGCAGCCCGUCUUAAAGAUGCAAGAAAAGAAAUCGAGAAACUAAACCUAGAGGUUGAGAAGCUCAGAGCUGAAGCUGGAGAUCAGUGUGUGCAGCAGAAGAAACGUUUGCGAGACAGAGCAGCAGAUGCUAAAAGAAUUCAGGAUCUUGAGCGACAAAUCAGUGAAAUGGAAGGAAUUCUAAAAAGAAGGUAUCCAAAUUCUUUGCCUGCUUUGAUUUAUGCUGCUGCCGCUGCGGAGAAGACUAAUGAUCUUUCAGCUAAACCAAACACAGUUGAUUUUUUGGAGAGAAGAAUAAAAAAGUUAGAAACUGAACUUGAAGGUAAAGAUGAUGAAGCUAAAAAAAGUCUCCGUGCCAUGGAACAGCAAUUUCAAAAAGUAAAGAUACAGUAUGAGCAAAGACUUGUAGAGCUUGAGCAACUACUUGCCUACAAAUUCAUGAGUGAAUCACCAAAACUGAACAGUGAUAAAGCCAGUUCUACAGAACUUGAACGGGAGCUUCAGAAUCUGAAGAAGGCCCAUCAGAUCACCGUUAAAAACCUCCAGACAGAAAUUGAAAACCUUAAAAGUCAAAAUUCCCAAUUAAAACUCAGAAGUAAAAAGGAUAAUAAAGACUUGGAGUCCUCAGACUCUCAAACGAAACAAGGUAACACAAAAGACAGACUCUUAAAACUAAAUGAAGAACUGGUUACCAAAAAUAGAGAAAUACAAGACCUUACAAAAACUGUAGAGAAACUUCAAAAAGAAAGGAUGAUGAUGUUGUCUGAUAAUAAUUUAAGAAAUAAAACCGAUAACAAGGAAAACUCUACAGAGAUCUUGAAAAAGAAUAUCUCAGCAACAGAGAAAAAGAAUUCCAGCAACAGUAAACCCUUUCUAAGUAUUUUGAACGAUGACAAAAUGUACCAACCAUUUACCUUUUCUGAUUCUAAUCUCUCGGAAGUUCUGCAAGAAAAUGCACAGCUGAAAGAGGAGCUAGAAAGAUUGUCUCUCGAAAUGAACCAGCAGAGGGUGAAGUCUCAAGCAACACUGGCUUAUUCUGAAAAUAACAUACGAAGGAUACAGGAAGACACAGCAGAAUACAUUGCAUCUCUGAAAGCUUCCCAUCAGAGAGAAGUGGAGAAGAUUCUUUGCCAGCAUGCAAAGGAGCAUUCUACCUCUAAAGUUGCUGAACUAAGCAGCAAAAUUUCAACACAAGAGAUAUUAAUAAAACAUCUGCAAGAACAAAUUGGUGAACAACAGAGACAUCAGGAAGCCCUUUUAGUUUCACAGAUGCGAGAGGAACUCCUACAAAAAGAGGUGACAAAAUUAUUGGAAGAACUGAGAGAGGCUAAGGAGAACCAGAGUCCUGAAAUGAAGCAUUUCUUGUGCCUGGAAAAGAAAAUCAAGCAUAUAGAGACCAGGCAUGCAGAGAGACAGCAAGAAAUUCAAAAGGCAACCCAAUUAUCACAACAUGUUGCUGAAGCGAGGCAAACGCAGGAGGUGGAGAAGUGGCGAAGGCUGGCACAGCGGAAGAACCAGGAACUGGAGAGGUUUCGGGUGGAACUGGAUUCAAUAUUAGAUGUUUUACGUGAACUGCAGAAACAAGGGGUUGUUAUUCCUGCACCUAAUUCCAGUGGAUUCAGCGUGCCAGACAGCUGUUGGAAGAUGUAAUUAGGUAGGAGUUGAUUAGAGAAGUAGAAUUUU